Molecule: messenger RNA, 1641 nt
Organism: Theileria orientalis strain Shintoku
Lineage: Eukaryota; Apicomplexa; Aconoidasida; Piroplasmida; Theileriidae
Exons: 9
Coding region: 1-1641 (546 amino acids)
Molecular function (GO): nucleic acid binding; ATP binding
Source: RefSeq, a predicted model, not a curated record
AUGAAUUUUAAUUUAUUAUCUAACUCAUUAUUAUACAUUUCUAAUCAUAAUAAUCAAUUAAAGCAUCAUCAUAACUCAAGAUUUAUAAACACACCUAUAACAAAUUUUUUUUCUAUUAAUUCAACAUUAAAAUUUGAUUCAAAUAUAAGAUUAAAAGAAAUUGUUAAAUAUGAUAAUAAAUUGGAUAAUAUUUAUAACGAUUUUACAUAUAAUGAUAAUAUUUCACAUUAUGGAAAAUCAUUUACAAAUGAACCUAUAAACAAAAUUCAAGACAUUGAUAAUGAUAUUGACUCUAUUUUUAAUAAUAAACCUUUAAUCAAUUCAAUUCAUAAAGUUCUAUCUAAUGAAGGAUUCCAUGAACUUAAUGAAUAUCAAAAAUCGUUAUUUGAACAAUUAUCUAAAGGAAUGGAUGUAAUAAUUCAUAGUUACACAUCUUCUGGGAAAACAUUUGCUGUGUUGCUAUACAUGGUUCUUAAAUAUUAUUAUCGAAUUAAUCCUCAAAUAUUAACAUCAAAUAAAUUUAAUGGAUUAUUUAAGAAUUAUAAAACAUUAAAUGAAAUAAACUAUUCGAAUGAACAUAAUAUUAAAAAUAACAAAUCUAAAUCACGAGUAUUGAUAUUGUGUCCAACUAAGGAGCUCGCUGUUCAAUCAGCUAAACAGGUAUUUAUAAAUUUAAUAAAUGAUGCUCAGAUUUCUAAAUUUUCAAAUAACGAUGAUAAAGUAAUUCAACUUAUUAUCGAUGAUAAAACCGAUAUAUCUCAAAUAAAUCAGGAUAUCAUAUUCAUAGUUGGAUCGAGCAAUGAUUUUGAAAGAUUAUUAUUGAAAACUGAUAAAAAGAAUACAAGAUCGAUUCUUCAAUCAAUUGAUUAUGUUUUUCUUGACGAAACUGAUAGGCUAAUUAAAGUGCCAAAUCAAUACUCAACUGAAAAUAAAAAACAGAAGUUAUACAAUAAUCCAGGAUCCGCAUAUAACAUAUGCGAAUCAAUAUUAAAUCUUUCACCUAACAAUGUUAAAUUUGUGUGUGCGUCUGCUUCUCUAACAAGAAAACACUUAAGGAAAAUAAACAGAUUGUUUGAAUUAUAUCGCAAAGGAAACGGAAACUGCACUUCAUUAAUAAGGAAUAAAAUUAAGGCGACUGUUACAGGAAGAUACGUCACUAUUCCUGACAGUGUUAAACAUUACUACUCAUAUUCACAUGAUAAUUCAAUUGAUUCUAAACUAAACAAAUUGGUUGAAUUGUUGAAAAAUAAUACAUCAAAAACAAUAAUAUUCGUCAGUAACGGAUCAUUGAUUAAAAUUAAAAAUGAAAUAAAAAAGAAUAAUAUUGAGUGUAAAAUAUUGCAUCAUGAACUAGGAAUUAAUGAUGAUAUAAAUGAAAACAUUAAUAAAACUAAAAGGAAAUCAAAUGAAGAUGUUUAUAAUAUAAUUGAAAAUUUUAAUAAUAAAUUUAAUGAUGAAAAUGGUAAAUUUAUUAUUAAUAACAUUAUUAAUACAGAUAAUACGAUAUUAAUCGAAUCAUCAGAUUCAGCAAGGGGAAUUCACAUACCAUCGCUUGAAAGUGUUUUUAUAAUAGGAAGACCGAGGAAUGUAAAUGAAUAUAUACACAUAUCAGGUACUGUGGAUAGUGAUAUAGAUGUGUAG